This is a messenger RNA of Lodderomyces pseudojiufengensis, 4023 nucleotides long. RefSeq lists its product as uncharacterized. Lineage: Eukaryota; Fungi; Ascomycota; Pichiomycetes; Serinales; Debaryomycetaceae. The coding region runs from base 1 to 4023 and encodes 1340 amino acids. The transcript has a single exon. The record is from RefSeq and is a predicted model, not a curated record.
AUGAUCAGCAGAAGGAUUAUAUCAAAGAAUUUUUUGAAAAACAAACUUCCAUUGCAACCACAGUUAGCACUUACCCCCCAUUUGAAAAAUCAGUAUAACCCACAGUUAACUUUGCAACCAUAUCAACAACUAAGGUUAUUAGCAACUCAUGUUGAGGAAUUUGAAAUUGAUUACAUUUCUUUAACCAAGAGAGCCAAAAAGCCUGAUUUUAAAAAGAACGUGAAUAAACAACCUGUAUUAAAUCUUGAAACACCAGGUGGUUUAUGGUAUCCUUUUGAAAAAUUGAUUGAUUACAACGAACCUUUGUGUGAACCUUUAUUAGAUUUUUAUUAUUGGGAGGGAAAUGUCAGAAAUGAAGAAGGUGAAUUAGAUGAUUUAGCUUUUGCAAAAGAGUUUUACACCGAAUUACUCGUUUUUCAACACUUUUUACAAGAAGCUUACGAAUACAGAAUUAAACAAUUUUCAGAUUUAACCAAUACUGAAGUGAUUAAUGCUUUAUAUAUUUUUAAGGAUUAUUAUACUCGUGGUGAAAUUCAUGAAGUUACCAAUACAAACGAAGCAAAGUACAAUGACAUGACCAAGUUUUUCCUUGAGUUCGUAAAAGAGGAUCCGUCAUUCAUACAAAACCUUUCGACUGAUUUAUUACCUCAAGUUCAAAAAAGUGAAGAAAUAAUGGACUUUUUGGAAAAUGGAUUAUACUUUUACAUCCCAGAAUUGAAAUCAUUAGAUCAAGAAUUUAAUUUUAAAAAAAUCAGAUCAAAAACAGAUUUAUUACUUCAAAUUGAAAAAAUGUUGAAAAAUUUUGAUGAAUAUCUUGAAUCAAAUUCCAAAGUUGAUGAAAUGUUUUUUAAAAUAUCUGUACAAGUUGCUAGGUAUAAAACUUUGAAACUGAUGUUGGAAGUUACAAAAACUCCUUUAAAAUUAAUAAAAAAAAUUAUCACAAAGAAUGAUUUUUCAGAUGCUUUGUGGUAUAAGACAUUUGAAAAUUGUGAAAAAGAUGUCAAUUUCACUACAUACGAUCAAUAUGCUUUAAUAUGGAAUAAAUUAUAUUUUGCAAAUCAAAUUCCGAAAACCAAAAACUUUUUUAAGUUAGCUACAUCUUUGUACAACAUCACACAGGAUGAAGGAAACCCAUUUAAGGAGGAAGCAGAAAUUUUAUUUGAUGCCUUGAUGGAAGAUCAAUUAAAAGCUGGUAAAAUCUUACCCACUUUAGUUGAGGAAGAUUUGGAAUUAUUAAAUAUUAAGUUUACUUCGAAUUUCGAAGAUAAUUUUAAGUUAAAUUUCUUAUACAGCAUUGGUUAUAAUUUCGAAAAUAAACUUGAUGCUGAUACAUCCCAAGAACUUUGGAAACAUGGUGAGAUUGUGCCAGGGUUUAUAUUUGCUUUGUUUCACGAUUUAAAUUUUGAUAAACUCAAUGAUCUAAUCAGUACUCCUGAGGUCUUUCUCAAAUACCUUGAACUAAAAGGUCAAUCUUUGGCUAGAUGUUUCCCAUUGGAUUCGAUGAUAAUGAGAUACUUGAAAAAUUUGAAGCUGUUGAAAAACAAAUAUGAUAUUUCAUUUGAUUUAUUUGCUAGCACUAGAGAACUUUGUGAUUUCAUUUCGCUGGAAACCGAUGCAGAUAUAGGCUUUAUUAAGGCAAUUGAGGAGACUUCUAUUUAUUGUGGAAACAAUUUGAAAGCUUUGGAUGAUUUAGUCGAAGAGUUAGAAGAGGACGAAAUUGAGUCAUUAUCAAAUGAAAAUUAUGAGGAGAAGUUGGACAAACAUACAUCAUCAAGUUAUAAGCAACUUCCAGAUUGGUUGAGACUUGAAAAUCAUAUACCUGAAAUUGAGUUUUUGAAAGAAACAUUAGGUAGUUUUGAGGAAAAAGACAAAGUUUUGAAGAAGGCAGGUCAAAUUUUGGAGGAAAUUUUGAAUGAUGAUUCUAAGUAUCCUGAAAUAAAUCAUGGAAGUUUUAAUAAAUUGGUUGGAAAAUUGAGAGAGUUCAGCAUUAACAAUACCAAAAAUUGUUUAGAAAUUUUGAACACAGUUGUUUUAAAUAAUGAUAUUUUUGCUCAAUUUGAAAAAUCAAAGAAUUCAAAAUUAGCUCCUACUACAGAAUCAUCUACUACAUAUGUUCAAAUUCCAGAUGACUUACAGUUAUCAAGCUUCACUAAUGAAUUAACUAAAUUGAAAGAAUCUUUAGGUGGUCAGCCAUUUGAACUGCAUGAUAGAGAAAAAAUUAUCAAUACUUUGAAUUAUCAAAUUGAUCAAUACUUUGCAGAAUCAAAUAAUGGUGUGAAUUUAUUAGCUUCCAAUAAUUCAGAAAUUUUUCAAUGCAUUCGCUUAAAAAGGAGAUUGGCUCGAUUAUUUGAUUUAAAUGGAAAUCAUACGAUGGCUUUAGAUGUGUUAUUGAAUUCUCAAUCUGUUUUUGAAGAGUUUGAAAAGGGUAAGGAAGUAGUAGUCAAACCAGAAUACAAACAAAUACCAAAUGACUUUCAGUUGGAAGAAUAUAUCAUUGAAUUGGAGCAGUUAAAGAAUGCUUUGAACAUUGAAAAAUUUGAAGAUGUUAAUGCUGCUGAUAUUUUAGCAAAAGUUAAGAAUUUAUCUGAUGCUAGUUAUGCAACCAAAGAUAAGAAAAUUAUAUGGAAUAAAUUAUACAGAAAUUUGGCAAUGUUGUUUAAACAUAAUAAUAAUAGCUCGUUUGCUUUAGAUAAUGUUGUGACUAGUGCAAAAGUAUUUAAGAAUGUUCAAAAUAUAUUCAAAAAGAAUGCAAAAAAUGCAAUUGAGCAACAAACUGAGUUCUUCAAGGCAGCAGAAGUCAAAGUGUUGGAAUCAUUUUUGAACGAAUCUAGGUUGUUAUCGAAUUCAGAUCUUUAUCUAGUAUCAAAAGCCAAAUUUGAGGACUUAAUUAAUAAAUAUGCAUCCAGUUUGGAUAGUUCUUCAUCAGAGUAUUUGUUUCAAAAGGCUGUACUUGAUCAAUUAAAACAGUACAACUUGGAGAUUGAACAUUACCCAGCAUUCAUUACUUGCCUUUUUGCAAUGAAUAAAAGUAUUGUAGGGCCAAUGACAUCCGAUACUAUUAAAGAAUUUUAUAAUGAUUUGAAGAAAUCAUUUGAUGGAAAAGCUGAGGAAGCUGUUGCUCAUGGUAGUACAUCAGUCAGUAGUAAAUUCGAUAUGGAUCAAUUUAAACAAAAUAUUACAACAACAAAGACAAAUAAUCAAUACCAUGAUUCUGAGAAAUAUUUUGCAGAUUUGGACAAAAAGGAAGAAACUGUUGCAGAUUUUGAAAUAAAUGAUGAACAUUUUGCUCCAGGUACUUUUCAAGUUGCUGAAGACGACUUUGCAACAUUUGUAUACGAGAAAGAGAACAUGAAAGAACCGUUAAAACCUGUUAAAUUUGAAAAAGAAAUCAAAGAUGUUGAAGAAAAGAACUCCUUAAAAGAGUCACAAUUACCUAUUGAGAAUUUAGCAAAUGAAAAAGUGGAACCUCAAGAAAGCGAAGAGAAGGAUAUUGGAUGGGAAGAACCAUAUGAAGAAUUACCAGGAUAUUCAUCUUCAUACAUGCUUUUAACGUUGAAUGGGGAUUCUAUACCAAUAUCUAAAUCAUUAUUGGGAAAUAUAAAAUCGGAUGAAGAUAUUUUUCAAAUACUUAGAAAUUUCAGCAAGGAAGAACUUUUAAUGAUCAAUGAAAAAUUGAAUAAUUUGCAAUUUAAAAAUUGGAAAAUUGUUGGUUAUAAAAUUAUGGAUGGUAGAAAAUAUCUUAUUUUGAGCAAAGAUUCAACUACUAGUAAUAAAUUUGGUAAGGUAAAAGAUAUAUUUUCGGUCGUUGGAAUCAUAUUGUUAAGUUUAAUUGGACUUAAUAUGUAUUGGGAAGAACCAAUGGACUAUAAAGAGAAUCAACAUCAACAGAAUGAACCUUUAAGAGUAAUUGAUGAUACCAUAGUUCCUAAUGUGGGGGAGAAUAUGUAUAUAACUCACGAGGAAGAUCAUGCUCAAAAACCAAAAGAAACCAGAUCCAGUUGGAGAAAAAUAUUCUGGGCUUGA